CUCUUUCAAAAUUCACUUGUUCAAAGAAAAGAGAAGUAAUUUAAUAAUGUCAGAUUCUGAUAUUGCAAAAAGCCCAGUGUCAACUAAACGAGCAAGAGAAGCUAGCUUUGGCGAAGACGGUGACAACGAUGCAACCAUCAUCGAUGCCAAAGAUCAAGUAAAGAUGAUUGCUCAGUUGCAGGAACAAUACUUAAAGGAUGGCGAAACCUGGUGUCUCCUUUCUAAAGUCUGGUAUAAUCGAUGGAAACAGUAUUGCUCUCGUUUAAACAGUCCUCAACCUGAUGCUAGAAAGCUAGGUGGACAAACAAACCCGGGUCCUAUCGAUAACAUUUCUCUUUAUAAAAAUGGGAGACUUGCGGAAGAUUUAGUUUAUAACACUACGGUGUUUGGGGUGCCUUUAUGUGCUUGGAAUGAAUUAGUUGAAUGGUACGGCACUACCGCUGAUAGUUCAGAUCCCAUUGAAAGACAAGUCAUUAAUUCAAGCGAUGGUUUGAUUGUUGAAAUUUAUCCACCCCGAUUUCGUUUAUACUCUAUUGAAAACAAUGAAACGUCAUUUAUCAGUAAUCUUGACCGUUGUCCAGUCAUCACAUUAUCAGAAUCCAGUCUUGUCUACGAUUUUAUUAGUGCCGUAAAGGAUGCGUUUGAUUUAACACAGGAUACUGAAAUCCAAGCUUGGAUAUUAAAGGAAACUCCCUCAACAACCUUAAAUAUGCCGGUACAUCAACUUGGUCAAGCCGUUUUGAUAGAAACAGAUGAUAAAGAAGCCACUUUAUCUCGCUCAGGAGAAUUCGAUGUUGCGGUUGAAAUCAAGGAUAAAAGCACAGACAAAUAUCCUUCUGAUUCACUCACAAGGCAAAGCGACUCUUCUUCCGUUUCAUCCACUUCAAGUGUUUUUGCUAAUGGAUUCAAUAAUUUGACGACUUCUUCCUCGACAUCAUCUCCUCCGCCAUCUAAAAAAAAGCCUACGCGUGGUUUGUGUGGACUACAAAACUUGGGCAAUACUUGUUUCAUGAAUUCAGCUCUCCAAUGUCUUAGUAAUACGCCUCAAUUAACAAAGUAUUUUUUGGCUGAGACAUACAAAGAAGAUUUAAAUCCGGAUAAUCCGUUAGGUAUGCGAGGUGAAAUUGCUGAAGCUUUUGGACAUUUGAUUGCCAAAUUAUGGAGUGGCACUUCCACUACAGUUUACCCUAGAGAAUUUAAAAAUACCAUUGGUCGAUUCAAUUCGUCUUUUACUGGAUACCAACAGCACGACACUCAAGAGUUAUUAGCCUCUCUGUUGGAUGGCCUUCAUGAGGAUUUAAAUCGAAUAAUUAAAAAGCCGUAUAUUGAAUUACCGGAUUUCGCUGGUAUGGAGGAUAAAGAGAUAGCUGCUCGUAGUUGGGACUACCAUCGUGCUAGAAAUGAUUCCAUCAUUGUUGAUUUAUUUCAAGGCCAAUUCAAAAGUCGAUUAAUUUGUGAAGAGUGCAAAAAUGUUUCUGUUACAUUUGACCCAUUCAUGUAUCUGUCUUUACCGGUUCCUUACAAAAAGCAACUUAAAACAAGCAUCAUUUAUGUCCCCUAUGACCCGUCCAAACAGUUACAACGUGUUGUUAUUACAUUAGACAAGGAUGCAAGUAUCGCCCAAUUCCAGAAAGAAGUAGCCAAAAUCAUGUCUGUUCCGGAACCAAACAAUCUUUUGGUGGUCGAAAUGUACAAUCACAAAAUCUACAAGGUGUUCCCUCAAUAUGAGCCAGUGGCCAUGAUUACCAGUGGAGAUAUCAUUUAUGUAUACGAACUUCCUGGUCCUGUCCCUCCUAUGCCCAAGAGACAAAUGUAUAACUAUCAUCGUUCCUUAAAUGAUAAAGAAGAGGAAGAAGUACCUGUUGACGAAAACCAAUUGAUUGUUUUUCCGGUGUAUUGCGCUACCAUUGCUGAUACCACUUCUUAUGAAACUUACUCACAGUUUGGUGACCCUAUAGUGCUUGCCGUCCCCUACAAGGAUGCUAGCAAGCCUGAACUUUUAUACCAUCUUGCAUCUCAGCAUAUUGAGCGUUACACCCAAUUUAAGCUGUUUGAAGAAGUCAACGAAAAACCCAUGAUAAAAGAACUUAUUGAUGAAAAUGUUGACCAAGUAGACCAUGAAAUAUCUGAAAAUUACCAAGACAAACCUGUGUCUGAUGAUGAUUUGUCCACUAUGAAGCAAGAAGAAAUAGACGAAGAAGAGUUUAAACGCAUCGACUCAGACGAUGAACCACCAGAGUAUGAUUCUACCAUGAAGGAAGAUAUGGAAAUUGACGUGCAACCUCAACUAAUCCAUACAGCUGCUGCUGUGACUCCCGCUGGAGGUAAAAAGAUUGAACCCAUGAGCAAUUUAUUUGCCAUGAAGAUUGUGUCGGAUCCUCGUACGUACGGUAGAGAUAGCGGUGCACUAUUACCUACCUCUCAAACAUGGGGGAGCUAUAUUGAUCUUGCCGAAAGAGUACAAUUAGAAGAAACACAGCGCGAUGAAUACAACAAGCAACAAGAAGAGGUGAGUGAGAAUGACACUGAAAUGGAGGAAUCGGUUAUUAUACCUGCAACCAUGGAGGAUGAUGAGACAGUAGAAGAUGCCGCGGCGUUGUUUGCUGCUCCCACGCAAGAAGAAGGUGAAGCAGAAGAUUGUGACUCUACAGGUAAUGCUUCUUGUCAUCGUUCAGAGAACAACCAGUCCGACGACGAUAGUGAUGAUAACUUUCUCAAUCAUAUCCCGACAGUUACAACAGCCCCUAGUGCACCUCCUGCACUCCCCGCCCAACCAAAGCGUAAGGUGACAUGUCCACCUAAUACUAUCAUUCGCCAAGGUGAAGGUAUCGUAUUGGCCUGGACGAUCAAGAAAGCCAAGCAAUUGUUUGGCACCAAAUCCGAUAAAGUGUGCACAGAUGGAUGGAAAGAUGUAAAUGAUUUAGGCGAUCCUAAGCUGGAGUUAGAUCAAGGAAAUCAACCCAAAGAACUCACACUUUUCGACUGCUUAAACGAGUUCACCAAAGAAGAAGAAUUGAGUGAAGAGGAUCUUUGGUAUUGUCCUAAAUGUAAAGCACAUCAACGAGCCAGCAAAAAGUUUGAUCUUUGGCGUAUGCCUGAAAUUUUAGUGGUUCAUCUUAAACGAUUCAGCCAUUCCCGUGCGGUGAGGGACAAAAUUGAUAUCGAAAUUGAUUUCCCUACAGGCGAACUUGAUUUAACAGAUCGUGUUUUGAGUAUUGAGGAUCAAGCAAAUGUUAAGGAUGAGGAUCGAUUGAUCUAUGAUUUGUAUGCUAUUGAUAAUCAUUUGGGUGGUAUUGGAGGUGGACAUUAUACUUCGUUUGCUCAAAACUUUGAAGAUGAAGAGUGGUACACGUUUAACGAUUCUUCUGUUUACAAGAUGGAUGUUUCGCAAGUGAAGACACAUAAUGCUUAUCUUCUAUUCUACAGACGUAGAAGGCCAUUGACAAAUGAUGCCACAAGAAGCGUGGAACUGAUUAUUCAAGACGCUAAAAACAAGCAGCAGGCUGCUGAGAAGAAGGAAGAGGAGGAAUAUGCAUUUGACAAGAGAGACUCGGCUCAGAUGAUUGGUCCUCAGGAAUGUGUCAAAUCUGUCAUAGAAGAGCUUCAACCGAUUACAGAAACAGAUGUAUUAACAGAUAUCGGUGAGCCCACUGCAGCAUUAGAAUCCGAGGACGAAUUGGACGACUCGAUUGAUGAGAAGAUCAACAAUCUUUAAAUAAAAGGAUUUUUUUUUUUCGAAUAAAAACUAAUAAUAAAUAAUGUCUAGUAAUAAAAAGUUAAAAAAAAGGGUUGUUUAUUACUAAAGGCAAAGACAUCCCCUCUCUUAAACAA
This is a messenger RNA of Mucor mucedo, 3831 nucleotides long. RefSeq lists its product as uncharacterized. Gene Ontology annotation, biological process: protein deubiquitination. The transcript has 4 exons. NCBI's taxonomy places the organism in Eukaryota, Fungi, Mucoromycota, Mucoromycetes, Mucorales, Mucoraceae. Bases 47 to 3715 code for a protein of 1222 amino acids. Gene Ontology annotation, molecular function: cysteine-type deubiquitinase activity. The record is from RefSeq and is a predicted model, not a curated record.